UUUCAAAAUAUUUUGGAUUGUGUUGUUCCGUUCCGUUCUUCGAUGCUUUUUUAUAUACGUAGUUUUCCGGUUCCAAGUGAAUAAAAAUGAGCUAUCCAAGACCCAAUACCGGUUACAGCAAUCCGAAUUAUCGUCCCCGACCAAUGUUUCCAGCCAACAGUCAGCGAGCGCCGUACUCUGAUCCACUUCCGCCGGGAACGGAACCACCCGGAGUAGGUGAAUACUAUCCUGCUCCCGAUUGGCAGGGAACUAGGCCACCGCAUCCUGCUCCCACGAUUAAUCUAUAUCCUAUGUCACCUGUCCCCUACGAUGGCUAUGGUUAUCCCCGCUAUCCACCUGUACCUUACGGAGGUGACCCGUACUAUACACAUUCCAGUUAUUCUUCCGCGCCCUCGCGGUACUACGAUUAUCCCAGCAGAAACCCGGUUUCGAACGAUCGUCGGGACAUGAGGUAUGGCUCGGAAGCUCGAUACACCGAGAGUAAUCGUAGAGACCCAACAUAUCGCAGUCGUUCUUCGCCACCGCCUGGGGAACGUGUUCCAAGUCAUGGUGGCCGGGGAUAUUCGGUUCCAAGGCCUCGCAGUCGCGAAAAAGAACGCACCCGGGAACCAGAUCGUGAUCGUUCUGUGCGAUCGUCUUCGGUUCGAUCGGAAUCUCGAAAACCGGAUUCCACGAACACCGGAACCGAAUCUCAAAAGGAGCGAUUGCCCAGAAGUUCGCGAUUCAAACCGGAUUCCGAGCGUGAGGCAAUUCUGUCCAACUGGAGAAAGAAUUACUGCGAAACCCCGGAAGACAUCAGCAGGAAAUUGGCUGAGCUUAUGAACUCGGAGGAAAAAAUAAGCUGGGUCAGAUCAUCACCGGCUGAUCUGUACUAUCGGCGUGUAUCGGAUAAAGUUGUAGAGGCCACUCCACGUUCCGAGGCUUUAUGCACCCUCUUCGAGAGUGAAUUAAUCAAUCGGGCGGAAAAGGUUCGCGCCACCCAACCACCCUAUCAGCCACCGCCCAGAAAGCACAAAGUUCGCGUCUGUCGGCACAAGAACGACAAGUGUUCUUCGUCCGAUUCCUCAGACGAUGAACCGAACUUCGAAGAGGAGUGCAGCAUGGAGGAGUUGACGGCCAAAAUUAAGCAUCCCUACCGGCUGCAUGUGGAUCUGUGGUUCAACGACCCCGGGGAGAUGAACGAUGGGCCGCUCUGUCGAUGUUCGGCACGGUCCAGACGCACCGGAAUCCGGCAUGGUAAAUACCCUGGGGAAACAGGUUUCACCCGGUGCUUACCCAGUAGCAACAAUGCCGACAAACUGUACCAUUACCGCAUAACGAUUUCACCGCCGACAAACUUCCUUACGAAAACUCCAACAAUCAUUAAGCACGAUCAGCACGAGUUUUUGUUCGAGGGUUUCUCGCUGCUGUCGCAUCAGCCCAUUGGGGAGCUGCCCACCUGUAAGGUGAUCCGGUUUAACAUCGAGUACACCAUUCUGUACAUCGAGGAGCAGCUGCCGGAGAAUUUCACCAUCAGGGAGCUGGAUUUGUUCGAGCGGUUUUUGUUCCGAGAACUGCUGGAACUGGUGGAUUUUAGCGUGUAUCCAUCGGGUGCCAGCAUCGAGGACAGCUGUCAGUGCUACCAUUUUUUGCCUCGGUUUGUGAGGGAUUUGCCGGACAAUGGAAAAGAGGUACUGGCGAUGUGUGAGGUGUUGCGAUAUUUGUUGGAUAAUUCUGGUCCACUGGUGGCACCGGAUAUUUUGGCGGAAAUGCCUGAUAUGAGUCAGAUCGAGUGGCAGGACUACGUGGAUUACGUGAAGGGAAUGGUCGUGACAAAUCCCGGUAUGAAACCUUGCUCGGUGCGGGUUGAUCAGUUGGAUAGGAAUGUGGGCGAUGUUCCAACGGCUAACUUGAAGGACGAUGACGGGCUGGUUCAUCCAGUUAUAGUACAUUUUGGGAUAAGACCACCUCAGUUGAGCUAUGCAGGAAAUCCGGAAUAUCAGAAGGCUUGGCGAGAGUACGUCAAGUUUCGACACUUGAUUGCCAACAUGUCGAAGCCUUCGUUUGACGAUAAGCGAAAAUUGGAGGUAAAGGAGAAUCGAUUGUUGGAAAUGCGCACCCAGGGAAGAAUGAAGCGAAACGUAACGGUGGCUGUCAGUGCGAAAGGUUUCCAUCGAACCGGGAUCAUGUGCGAUAUGGUUCAGCACGCUAUGGUUAUUCCGGUGUUGACCGGGCAUUUGCGAUUCCACCGGUCUUUGGAUGUUUUGGAAAGUUUUAUCGAGUACAAGUUUACUAACCGUUACACACUGCAGCUGGCAUUGACUCACCCUUCGUAUAAGGAAAAUUUUGGAACCAAUCCGGAUCACGCUCGAAACAGUUUGACCAAUUGUGGCAUUCGGCAGCCGGAAUACGGAGAUAGGAAGAUACAUUUUAUGAACACUCGCAAGCGGGGUAUUAAUACUUUGAUCAGUAUUAUGUCUCGUUUUGGCAAAGAACAUGAAACAGACAGUAAAAUAACUCACAACGAACGUUUGGAAUUUCUGGGGGAUGCAGUGGUUGAGUUCAUCACGUCGAUUCAUUUGUUUCACAUGUUUCCGGACUUGGAAGAAGGUGGUCUCGCAACAUAUCGUGCAGCGAUUGUUCAGAAUCAACAUUUGGCGGUGCUGGCAAAGACUUUGCAUUUAGAAGAGUUCAUGUUGUAUGCUCACGGAUCUGAUUUGUGCCACGAGCUGGAGUUGCGACACGCAUUGGCCAAUUGUUUCGAAGCUUUGAUGGGAGCUUUACUUUUAGACGGUGCCAUUGAAACUGCUGAUCGAGUCUUUGCCUAUGCUCUGUUCCAUGAGGAUUUAAAUUUGCGCAAUAUCUGGGUAAACUAUCCACCACACCCACUGCAGGAACAGGAACCAACCGGUGAUAGGCACCACAUUGACUCGUACGAAAUGCUGAAGACUUUAACCAAAUUUGAGGAAUCGAUCGGAGUUACAUUCAAUCACAUACGGCUGCUAGCGAGAGCAUUUACCGAUAGAUCGAUUGGAUUCACCAACCUUACCUUGGGAUCUAACCAAAGGUUGGAAUUUCUUGGUGAUACAGUUCUCCAGCUGAUAUGUUCCGAAUAUCUCUAUCGGCAUUUUCCAGAACAUCAUGAAGGUCAUUUGUCUCUGCUGAGAAGUUCCCUAGUCAACAAUCGAACUCAAGCGGUGGUUUGUGAUGAUUUGGGUAUGACAGGUUAUGCUGUAUAUUCAAAUCCGAAAGCAGAUUUGAAAACCAAGGACCGUGCUGAUCUGCUGGAAGCUUUCCUUGGAGCGCUUUACGUCGACAAAGGUCUCGAGCAUUGCGAAAUGUUCUGUCAUGUAUGCCUAUUCCCAAGGUUGCAGGACUUUAUCAUGAAUCAAGACUGGAACGAUCCGAAAUCGAAACUUCAACAGUGCUGUUUGACCCUUCGUACAAUGGAUGGUGGUGAACCGGACAUUCCGAUCUACAAAGUGAUUGAAUGCAAUGGACCGACCAAUACUCGAGUUUAUACGGUGGCCGUCUAUUUCCGCGGGAAGCGAUUGGCUUGUUCUAGUGGACAUAGCAUUCAGCAGGCCGAAAUGAACGCAGCUAAAAAGGCGCUAGAAAAUUCCAAAGAUCUGUUCCCUCAGUUAGAUCAUCAGAAGCGAGUCAUAGCCCAAAGUUUGAAGAGACAAAAAGUGCGUCGAUCUUCUGCAGAUCCUGGAGACGAUCAGUCACGUUAUGGCCAUUCCAGCGAUUCUGAAUCUUCCUCUAACAAUGAUUCCUCAAAUCGUCGUCGGCGAAGGUGCGUUCCUGAAUCGCCUAAACUCCCGAAACAAUACCAGCAAGUGAAAAAUGAUUCCGAUGACGAAGUUGAGUCAGUGAAAUCAUCGCGGACAAAAAAACUUGUCAAGAAGGAAAAUACUGAAAAGUCAAAACCCGUUACCAGUUUGGUGGCUCAGUAUGACUCUCUGUCGGAUGAAGAUGGUGAUGAUGACGAUGUCGAAACUGGCGGCGACAAUAAAUUGCAGCUGGAAACCAUCUCAGAAUCCGAAGAAGAUUUCAACGAUAAACCAGUAGAAAUCAAAACUGAAGCUGAUAACCUUAUGUCUGAUGUGAGUGAUGAAGAAAGUACCUUAGCUUCAAUCAAUGUUUCAAAUGCCAUCAAAAUUGAAGGUGCCGAUGAUUUCUCUUCGGACCUGGAAUCUGGCGAGACAGAGUAAUCUUAAGGAAUUGUGAAAAGUUCUUGAAAGUAAAUUUGUUUAGUGAGUUAUCAGAAAAGUAUAUUAAAACUAAGGCUUAGUAAAGAAUGUUUUGUCAACACAUUAAC
Molecule: messenger RNA, 4300 nt
Organism: Uranotaenia lowii
Lineage: Eukaryota; Metazoa; Arthropoda; Insecta; Diptera; Culicidae
Product: ribonuclease 3-like
Exons: 3
Coding region: 87-4193 (1368 amino acids)
Biological process (GO): rRNA processing; primary miRNA processing; regulation of gene expression
Cellular component (GO): nucleus
Molecular function (GO): double-stranded RNA binding; ribonuclease III activity
Source: RefSeq, a predicted model, not a curated record